Corylus avellana is the source of this 1873-nucleotide messenger RNA. Its product is annotated as AP2-like ethylene-responsive transcription factor TOE3. Gene Ontology annotation, biological process: regulation of DNA-templated transcription. The record is from RefSeq and is a predicted model, not a curated record. NCBI's taxonomy places the organism in Eukaryota, Viridiplantae, Streptophyta, Magnoliopsida, Fagales, Betulaceae. Gene Ontology annotation, molecular function: DNA binding; DNA-binding transcription factor activity.
CCCCCUGAGUCCCUCACCCUCAGCCAGUUUCUUGUGCCUCACAAACCUCUGAUCAUCUAUUAUUGCCUACCCCAGUUUCUUCUUUUCCCUUCUUUUUCUCUUUCUCUGAGCCUUUGCAAUUGCAGGCCUCAAGACGGCUGUUUUUGUUUUCAACACUUUUUUAAGACCACCUCUGUCUCUGUCUCUGUAUCUGUAUCUUUCUCCACCAGCGUUACGCACAGAGGAAGCUGUCUCUCUGCAAAAUAGAUUAUAUUUUUAUUUGGUUUGAUUGAAUAUUUCCUGAAGAAAAUCUUGCUACGCAAAUGGGUUUUUCAUGUCAAACAUACUUUGCUAUAUAAAAACAAUUUUUUUUUUUUUUUUUCUCUGAAGAUCGAUAGGCAAGACAGAGGCUGACAAAGAUAUGUUGGAUCUCAAUGUUGAUAUCCUCUCGAGCAACUUACCUUGUGACGAAACAGAGGAGAUAGUUGUAAUUAAGGCGGAGAAGCUCCCGGAGGGCUCUGGGCGAACCCAAAUGGAAGACUCCGGGACCUCCACCUCCUCUGUUGUUAAUGCCGACGAAGCUCGAAGCACUGCCCGAGACGUGGACUCCUCCGAGUUCAUCUUUGACAUCAUGAGAAAAGGAAAACGUCAUGUACCCAGAGAUGAAGCCCCGGCGCCGGAGCCCGUUACCAGGCAGCUUUUCCCGGUGGCCGGAGAGCCGUCGAGGCCUCAAUGGUUGAACUUGUCGUUUGCUGACUCCGGCGGUCAGGCCGAGCUGAGUGUUUUGCAGCUGAAGCAACCGCAAGUGAGGAAAAGCCGGCGGGGGCCGAGGUCCCGGAGCUCCCAGUACCGGGGCGUUACGUUUUACAGGAGAACGGGGCGAUGGGAAUCACAUAUAUGGGAUUGUGGGAAGCAAGUAUAUUUAGGUGGAUUUGACACUGCUCAUGCCGCGGCUAGAGCAUAUGAUCGGGCUGCAAUUAAGUUCCGGGGAGUUGAUGCUGAUAUCAAUUUUGAUUUAACCGAUUAUGAUGAGGAUAUGAAACAGAUGAGGAAUCUGGGGAAGGAAGAAUUUGUUCAUAUUCUUCGUCGCCAAAGCACCGGAUUCUCACGAGGGAGCUCAAAAUACAGAGGUGUAACCCUUCACAAAUGUGGUCGAUGGGAGGCUCGAAUGGGACAAUUGCUUGGGAAGAAGUAUAUAUACCUUGGAUUAUUCAACAGCGAAGCAGAAGCUGCAAGGGCCUAUGACUUGGCAGCCAUCAAAUAUAAUGGAAGGGAAGCAGUGACCAACUUUGAGCCAAGCACGUAUGAAGGGAAGAUCAUUGUGGAUGACAAGGCUCAAGGAAGUGGACACAAUCUUGAUCUAAGCCUUGGGAUUUCUAAUGGUUCAAAGGGGAAGGACAAUGAAGGGGAUUUGUUUCAAUUUCGUUGCAACAGAGAGAGACCGGGAAGCGCCACAGAGAAGAAAGAUGAAACAGUUUCUUUGCCAAGAUUUUCGAGCUGGGCAUGGCAAAUGCAAGGCAAUGGCAUUGUCACCCCAAUGCCAGUAUUCUCUAGUGCAGCAUCAUCAGGAUUCUCUUCUCCCACAGCCACUGCUCCAUCAGCUACCCUUCAACCCAACUGGCAGAACAAUUCUGUCCACAAUCUCUGCUUUCCUUUACCCACCACACCCAAUACCAACACUUCUAACUACUUCACUCAUAGGAGCUGAAAAAUCUGUCUUUAUGCCUUUAGAAGAAGGGUAGGUUUGCAAGACAACUUCACCAUAUAUAGUAAUCUCUACUCUGUAUAUCAUAUCAUCUGAAUUAUGAAGCAUCUAUUGCUUUGGUGGUCCAAAUACUUUUUUUUUUAUCCUAUUGCCUUCUUCUGUUAAUAAGCAGCUCCCUGAUUUUGGUUU